Hansenula anomala is the source of this 1047-nucleotide messenger RNA. RefSeq names its product sterol-4-alpha-carboxylate 3-dehydrogenase (decarboxylating) (gene ERG26). Lineage: Eukaryota; Fungi; Ascomycota; Saccharomycetes; Phaffomycetales; Wickerhamomycetaceae. The record is from RefSeq and is a predicted model, not a curated record. The transcript has a single exon. Gene Ontology annotation, molecular function: 3-beta-hydroxy-Delta5-steroid dehydrogenase (NAD+) activity. The coding region runs from base 1 to 1047 and encodes 348 amino acids. Gene Ontology annotation, biological process: steroid biosynthetic process.
AUGUCUUUAGAUUCCGUUCUUUUAAUCGGUGGCUCAGGGUUUCUUGGGCUUCAUUUGAUACAGCAAUUCUAUGAAUUGACACCAAGACCAGAAAUUCACGUCUUUGAUAUACGUCCACUCCCACAAAAAUUACCAUCAGCAUUCACAUUCAAAUCAGAUGAAAUUCAUUUCCAUAAAGGUGAUUUAACCUCUCCCGAUGAUGUUAAGAAGGCCAUCAAGGAAAGUAAUACUUCAGUUAUUGUUCAUUCAGCCUCCCCAAUGCAUGGUUUAGAUCAACAAAUCUAUAUCAAAGUCAACAUAUUGGGUACUAAAAAUCUUGUGGAAUGUGCGAAAGAAAUGGGCGUUAAAGCUCUUGUUUACACUUCUUCAGCAGGUGUUAUUUUCAAUGGUCAAGAUAUUUAUAAUGCAGAUGAAUCAUGGCCAAUACCUGAUGUCCCAAUGGAUGGUUAUAAUGAAACAAAAGCCAUCGCAGAACAAUACGUUUUAGAUGCAAAUUCAUUUAAAGAUGAUUUCCUAACAGUCGCCUUACGUCCAGCUGGUAUCUUUGGACCAGGUGAUCGUCAAUUAGUUCCAGGCCUAAGAAGUGUUGCAAGACUAGGUCAAUCUAAAUUCCAAAUUGGUGAUAAUAAUAAUUUAUUUGAUUGGACUUAUGCUGGUAAUGUUGCAGAUGCUCAUGUUUUGGCUGCUCAAAAAUUAUUGGAUCCAGCUACUGCAAAGAACGUUGGUGGUGAGAAAUUCUUUAUUACAAAUGAUGCUCCAACUUAUUUCUGGACUUUAGCCCGUACUGUUUGGAAAGCUGAUGGUUACGUUGAAAAAUACAAUAUCGUUCUAAACAGACCAGUCGCUAUUGUUGCAGGUUAUUUAUCACAAUUUUUCUCAAAAUUAUCAGGUAAAGAACCAGGUUUGACACCAUUCAGAGUCAAAGUUGUUUGUGCAUUCCGUUACCACAAUAUAACAAAAGCUAAAGAAAUACUAGGGUACAAACCAAAAGUUGAUCUAGAAGAAGGUAUCAUGAAGACUUUACAAUGGAUGGAUGAAGAAAAUUAA